Molecule: messenger RNA, 1994 nt
Organism: Medicago truncatula (barrel medic)
Lineage: Eukaryota; Viridiplantae; Streptophyta; Magnoliopsida; Fabales; Fabaceae
Product: glutamyl-tRNA reductase 1, chloroplastic
Exons: 3
Coding region: 174-1802 (542 amino acids)
Biological process (GO): tetrapyrrole biosynthetic process
Molecular function (GO): glutamyl-tRNA reductase (NADP+) activity; NADP binding
Source: RefSeq, a predicted model, not a curated record
UCUCAAAUAAUUCCAAAAACUUUCCAUACGCCACAUCUUUUGCCACAUCAUUUCAUUAUUCAUUUCCACACAAAAACUCCAAAAACCAAACCAACCAUACACAAACAUAAACAUAAACAUAGUUUUAGUUCCAAGUAACAUAUUACUAUUAUUGUCUAAGUACACUAAUUACAAUGGCUGUUUCAACUAGUUUCUAUGGUGCUAAAUUGGAACCUUUGUUCCUUAAAUGUUGUUCUUCUUCUUCAACAACAUCUUCCUCUUAUGUUACUACUCAUUUAUCAUUUUUUGGUAGUAAUAAAAAGAGCUUUGUUCAAAGUAGAGGCUCAAUUCGUUGUGACGCUUCAUCUUCUGAUGUUUUGAUUGAUCCUAGUGAUAAUGCUAAAUCUGUUUCUGCACUACAACAGCUUAAAGCUUCUGCAGCUGAUAGAUAUACAAAGGAAAGGAGCAGUAUUGUCGUUAUAGGGCUAAGUAUUCAUACUACACCCGUCGAUGUGCGCGAAAAACUUGCCAUACCAGAAGCAGAAUGGCCUAGAGCCAUUGGUGAGCUUUGUAAUCUGAAUCAUAUUGAAGAAGCAGCAGUUCUGAGCACCUGCAACCGAAUGGAGAUAUAUGUUGUCGCACUUUCUCAGCACCGUGGUGUCAAAGAAGUCACCGAAUGGAUGUCCAAUACAAGUGGUAUACCUGCAUCAGAGCUUUCAAAGUAUCUAUUUUUGCUAUACAACAAAGAUGCAACACAACACCUUUUUGAAGUAUCAGCAGGUCUUGAUUCUCUUGUAAUGGGAGAAGGUCAAAUCCUUUCACAAGUCAAACAAGUUGUGAAAGCAGGACAAGGAGUUAAUGGCUUUGGUAGAAACAUCAGUGGUUUGUUCAAGCACGCAAUCACCGUCGGUAAAAGGGUCCGAACCGAGACCAACAUUGCAGCUGGUGCAGUUUCUGUUAGCUCGGCUGCAGUCGAAUUAGCCUUGAUGAAGUUACCUGAUCAAGCCUCACAUGGAAAUGCAAGAAUGCUUGUUAUUGGAGCUGGUAAAAUGGGGAAGCUUGUGAUCAAACAUUUGGUUGCAAAAGGGUGUAAAAAGAUGGUAGUUGUUAAUAGAACCGAAGGGAGAGUCGCAGCAAUCCGUGAAGAAAUAAAUGAUGUUGAGAUAAUCUACAAACCGCUUUCGGAAAUGCUUGAAUGUAUUGGUGAAGCAGAUGUUGUUUUCACUAGCACUGCAUCAGAGAAUCCUUUGAUUUUUAAACAAAAUGUUAAGGAACUUCCUUUAGCAAGCGAAGAAAUGGGAGGAAAACGCCUCUUCGUAGAUAUUUCUGUUCCGAGAAACGUAGGUUCAUGUGUCGAUGACCUUGAGUCUGUUAAGGUUUACAAUGUUGAUGAUCUUAAAGAGGUUGUGGCUGCCAACAAAGAGGAUAGGCUAAGAAAAGCAAUGGAAGCACAAGUGAUCAUCGGCGAAGAAUCGGGACAAUUUGAAGCUUGGAGAGACUCAUUAGAAACUGUUCCAACCAUUAAGAAAUUAAGGGCUUAUGCUGAAAGAUUAAGGGUUGCUGAGCUUGAGAAAUGUUUAGGUAAAAUGGGUGAUGAUAUAAAUAAGAAGACACAAAAAGCUGUGGAUGAUCUAAGUAAAGGUAUAGUGAAUAAAAUGCUUCAUGGUCCAAUGCAACAUUUGAGAUGUGAUGGGAGUGAUAGUAGGACUUUGAGUGAGACACUUGAGAAUAUGCAUGCUUUGAACAGAAUGUUUAGUCUUGAAACUGAGGUUUCUGUUUUGGAGCAGAAGAUUAGAGCUAAGGUGGAGCAAAAACCACAGUGAGAUUAAUAUGACACCAUUUUCAUUGAUUAUUACACUCAUUUAUUUUCUUAUGGAAGAUGAAAAUCCUUACCCUUAAAGGCUUGAGAAAGAAUCAUGUAAUAUUCAGUUGUAUGUUGAUUGAAACAUGAAAGUUUCCUUUGUUUGUUUUUUGGUUAUGUAUUUAGAUUCAUGACAUGUUGAAUCUUUAGUGUA